This is a messenger RNA of Alternaria postmessia, 914 nucleotides long. RefSeq lists its product as uncharacterized. The record is from RefSeq and is a predicted model, not a curated record. Lineage: Eukaryota; Fungi; Ascomycota; Dothideomycetes; Pleosporales; Pleosporaceae. The transcript has 3 exons. The annotation marks the transcript as partial.
CAACUCUGGGACAUAUACACAUCUUUUACUUGGAGUCCGGGACAUUGAAGGCCAGGAUAUUUGGCGAUGAAGGGUGGGUAAGCCUCGACAUUAAUCUAUCUAUUCCGGCAAAGAGGGGCUCGCCGCUUGCGUCUAUAUCCUGGGUCGAUGACGGCCGAGACCAGAUCCGAAUCUACUACUACAACCAAGACACCCAGAUGAUCGAAAUCGGCGGACUAUGUUCGGGUGGUGGCACAAACUGUACGUGGAGAGCAGGCAAUAUCAUAAUCGAUUCGGGCAUCUCGAGCGAUUCGGGUCUAGCAGCAGUGCAUUUCCUCGACCCUGGUAACCAGAUUAGGACGUUCCACCAGGACAUGUAUGGACAGAUGAGUGGGGGGAGCUACUCUAGAGGCAAGUGGACAGUGGCCGAUCCGUUUCUUCAGAUACUACCUGGCACUGCGAUUGCUGCCACGAUCGAUGCUGUCGAACGUCCUUUCAUUAUCAGAGUAUGGCAUCGCGGUCCGCAGGGCAACUUGAGGGAGGUUUACUGGGAUUCCAGGAACGAGCCAUGGGCCAAUCCGCUUUCUCUCGAUGUAAAGAACAGCUCCAACGUUAACCUGUAUGCGGCGAUUGGUGCCUCCGACUACCUGGGUGAGAAUGGAGUGACGCAGAACUACAUUAUCCAGGACGACAAACGCGCGACUGAGAUAACAUCCUUGAAUGAGACAGAACUCAUUGCCUGGGUACCAGGAAGCUCGGGUAAUCCCUCGACAGAUGCAUGGCUGCGUGGGGAUGAUGCAGGAGGUGCUAUCGCAGCUCUGGGCUGGCUGGACGAGAACGACAGUCCUGAAGCUAGGCUUUACUGUGUGGUUGGUGGUAACAUUCAUGAAAUUGUUUGCAGCCCCAACUCAUGCUGGACUGGUCGUGUGAUCUAG